AUGAAUUCUACUACAACUAUGGGAUAUUUAUACAGAAAUAUAAUUGUUGAUGAAUUUAAAUGCGUUGAAUAUUUAAAAAGUAAAAACCUUUUAAGUAACAAUCGUUUGGUUUGCUCAAAAAAGAAUAUUGAUGGCACCGAAUGUGGUGGACAAUUACGUGAAACAACAAGGUCCAGUAAAAAAAGAAAUUCGGACGGUACUUUUAAAAAAAUUGUUACUAUGAGGUGUACGAAAAAAGGAUGCCAAACAUAUCAGUCAAUUCGCGCAGGAAAUCCAUUUUUUACUUAUACAGACCUCAAUGGUAAAUGUCAUAGUAAUUUAGCUCUAACAGAAAUAAUAGAACUCGUCUGGUAUUGGGUACAUAAGAUACCAGUACAUAAUGUAGUUUUAUGGACAGGUAGAAGUAAAUCCACUGUAAUUGACUGGUACAACCUGUGUCGUGAUGUCGUUGUUGAUCAGUUUUCAAAAAGACCAAAAAUGGGAGGUCCUGGUUACAUUGUACAGAUAGAUGAAUCCCUCUUUCAGGGGAAACGAAAAUAUAAUCGCGGUCGCUUACAACGUGGUGAUUACGACCCACGACCACAUGAAGAUAGCGAUGAAACUUCAAAUUAUGAAAAUGAAACUCCGGUAGAAAAUAACCAACGAAAUUAUAGAAAUAGAAUACAGGGACCGUGGGUAUUUGGUUUGUGUUGUAAUAAUGACAACAAAACUGAACGAUGA
Messenger RNA from Metopolophium dirhodum (rose-grain aphid), 720 nucleotides. RefSeq lists its product as uncharacterized. NCBI's taxonomy places the organism in Eukaryota, Metazoa, Arthropoda, Insecta, Hemiptera, Aphididae. The record is from RefSeq and is a predicted model, not a curated record. The transcript has a single exon. The coding region runs from base 1 to 720 and encodes 239 amino acids.